UUUGGUUUCCAUUUUUUUUAAACAAUAAUGUGAUUUUAAGAAUGUUUUUCAAUUUCCCUUUUCCUUCCAUGACUGAACGGUGGAUCUCCAUGGUGGCUUUUGGUUUUCCUGUGAUCACGUGGUUUGUUUUAAUUUAUUUUAUUUAACCCUUUUGGAGCGUCUCUAAAGCUCUUAUAUUUUCAUGAGUAACAAUGUAGUUUGACUGUGAUCUCAUUUAAGAUGGCUACAGAGAUUUCUUAUCUAUGAAUGGAGCUCUCUCAUUGUAUUAGCCUCUCAAUGGAUUAAAAAAGAAGAUUGGAAAUUUUUUGAUCAAUUAAAAUUAGUUUGUUUCAUGCUUAAUAUCUUUGGUUUUGGAGGGUAGUCUAGAUUAAUCAUUGAAGAAAUAGUAAUUUUUUAUGAUAAUAUGUUACGGUUAAUGUCAGUUUUUAUUACUGUCUAGUGUCUAACUUUUUGUUUUUAGCAUCUUUCUCAAUUCUCACUCUAGUUUCAAUGUACUUAUCAAAGUGGGGUAUAUUGGGUGUGAAUGAUUCCUGAAUAUUUGUGAAGAUGGGGCAUUUGUUGUCUUGUUGUUUUCAGCUCUCUCUCUCUCCCUCAAUGAAGUUGAGGUUCCAUUGUGGGGCAAGUUAAAGUGGACUAGUCCCUUUAAGGACCAUUUUUCACUUUGGCUUAUUACAAAAGUUUCAUACUACCACCAUCUAGUGUUGUUGCUGCAACCCCUCUUCAUUUACCUUGAUGGAAAAGUGCUUGUCUGAGUACUUGUGCAAUAUGCCUGACUGCCAUGAAACCAGGACAGGGCCAUGCUAUUUUUACUGCAGAAUGCUCGCAUGCUUUCCACUUCCAUUGCAUUACAUCUAAUGUAAAACAUGGGAACCAGAUUUGCCCAGUUUGCAGAGCAAAGUGGAAAGAAGUCCCCUUCCAAAAUCCCACUUCUGAUAUUUCCCGCGGAAGACAAAGAAUCAAUGCAGUUGGCUGGCCUCGAGAUGAUGCCUGGAUGACAGUUCUAAGACGGCUACCUCCUGCUCGGAUAGAUGCAAACCGACAUAUCUCAUCGCUUUAUCAUGGCCAGGAACCACCUAUAUUUGAUGAUGAUGAAACCAUAGGCCAGCAACGUGAGAUUACUGAGAGAAGUGCAUCUGCUAAAGAUGAUGUUGAUGAUCCUGAUUCUGUGGGAACAGUAGAUGUCAAAACAUAUCCAGAAGUUUCAGCUGUUUCAAGAUCAGCCUCUCAUGAUAAUUUUACUGUACUAAUACAUCUUAAGGCUCCUGUUACAAGUCAAAGGCAGAAUAGCAGCAGUUAUCAUACUGAAUUACCUGAAAAUUCUCGUGCUCCAGUUGACCUAGUUACUGUUCUUGACGUUAGUGGAAGCAUGGCAGGAACAAAGCUUGCUUUGCUAAAACGAGCUAUGGGGUUUGUCAUACAGAAUCUUGGCCCUUCUGACCGACUCUCUGUCGUUGCCUUCUCGUCCACAGCCCGCCGCCUGUUUCCUCUUCGUCGCAUGACUGAGGCUGGUAGGCAGGAAGCACUACAGGCGGUUAAUUCCCUGAUCUCUAAUGGUGGAACAAACAUUGCAGAAGGCCUUAGGAAAGGUGCCAAGGUGAUAGGAGAUCGAAAGUGGAAGAACUCAGUUGCCAGUAUAAUUCUGUUGUCUGAUGGUCAGGAUACAUAUACUAUCACCAGUCCUAGUGGGACACAUCGUAGAACAGAUUACAAAUCACUUCUUCCAAUAUCACUUCAUCAGAAUGGUGGCACAGGUUUCCAGAUUCCUGUGCAUACAUUUGGGUUUGGUGCAGACCAUGAUGCUGCCUCAAUGCAUUCUAUUUCUGAGGCUUCUGGGGGCACAUUUUCAUUCAUAGAAGCCGAGGGUGUUAUUCAGGAUGCAUUUGCGCAAUGUAUUGGAGGGCUGUUGAGUGUGGUAGUCCAGGAGCUACAGGUCAAAGUUGAGUGUGUUCACCGGAGCUUGCAUAUUGGUUCGAUAAAAGCAGGUAGUUAUCGAACCAGAAUCAUGGGUAAUGCAAGAAUGGGCACUGUUGAUGUUGGCGACCUGUAUGCGGAAGAAGAAAGGGAUUUCUUGGUGACAGUCAAUAUUCCAGUUGAUAGAUCUGUUGAUCAGAUGUCAUUGCUGAAAGUUGGAUGUGUAUAUAGAGAUCCAAUAACAAAAGAUGUGGUGACAUUGGAGGGAGCUAGUCAAGUAACGAUCCAGAGGCCUGAAGUAAUUGGAGCACAAGUGGUGUCAAUGGAAGUGGAUAGGCAGCAAAACAGACUUCAUGCAGCAGAGGCAAUGGCCGAGGCUAGAGUCGCUGCUGAAAAUGGUGAUCUCGCUCGAGCAGUCUCUGUCUUGGAUAGAUGUUACAAAUCAUUGUCUGAAACUGCAUCUGCACAGGCUGGUGACAGAUUGUGUGUUGCAUUGUGUGCUGAGUUAAAGGAAAUGCAGGAAAGGAUGGCAAACCGUCAGGUAUACGAAACAUCCGGAAGGGCUUACGUCUUAUCAGGUUUGAGUUCACACUCAUGGCAGAGAGCAACUGCACGAGGCGACUCGACCGAUAGUACGAGUCUUGUGCAAGCUUACCAAACACCAACAAUGGUCGAUAUGGUAACUCGAUCUCAGACUAUGUUGUUAGGGAGCCCAUCAUCUCAUCGAAAACUUCGGCAAGCUCUGUCAUUCCCGGCUGCUCGACUAGAACCAAGGUAACCGGCAGCAGUAUCUCUGAAAGUUCUCCUCACCCUACAUUCAUAUAUUCUAUAUCCAAGGACCAUUUUUUGCCUACUUAAAUUUUGUUUUUCGUUUAUUUUCCUUUUUUGUUGUUUGGGAAUUGGGCUAGAUUGGAAGGAGAGGGAGUUGGUUUUCAAAAUUGUUGGGUAAUAUUUCCUUGCUUUGGUUAUGUAAAUGAAUAAGGAGUAGGGGGAAUAGUUGACAGGAGUUUAAGAGAAAAAUUGGUAAAAGGAAAAGGAGGGGGGUUUAGGGUGUUAAAUUGUCCAGUUAUGGGUUCAUGUACACAAGGAAACUUUGCUAUUUUUUUCUUUUCCUAAGAGAAAGUGGGGGUAUAGCUAGCCAUGUAAUUGUGGGGAUACUUGGGGUGAAUUAUUCUAUUCAAUAUAUAAAUAUGAAAUAUCUGCUCUUCAUUCUUUUCAA
This is a messenger RNA of Manihot esculenta (cassava), 3130 nucleotides long. RefSeq names its product E3 ubiquitin-protein ligase WAV3. Gene Ontology annotation, molecular function: cullin family protein binding; ubiquitin protein ligase activity; zinc ion binding. The record is from RefSeq and is a predicted model, not a curated record. Lineage: Eukaryota; Viridiplantae; Streptophyta; Magnoliopsida; Malpighiales; Euphorbiaceae. Gene Ontology annotation, cellular component: anaphase-promoting complex. The transcript has 2 exons. Bases 779 to 2689 code for a protein of 636 amino acids. Gene Ontology annotation, biological process: anaphase-promoting complex-dependent catabolic process.